ACUGAAACACUUCAAGAGUGGCACUGCCAUCCUUUCUUUCAGUUCGCGAGUUUGAACGCACACAAAACAUUUAUUUACAUUAAAUUAAAUUAAACAUAAUACAAUAUAAUAUGAUGGCGGUGCGAUUUGACAUUUGAACCAAAACCUAUCUCAUCGACGAAGAAGAAGGUACGGCAAUGAUGAUGAUGAUGGUGCAGGAGGAAGAGAUGGAGAUAGAAGAUUCACAGGUGUUUGUUGCUCAUGAGAUUGAUUUGGAUUAUGAGUUCGACGCAGUUCGAUUCUUCGAUUUCAGUGUGCAAGAAACUCCUGAUCAAGCUCGCCAAGCUCAACUCUGGUUUCAAUCCGCCGUCAGCUACCCUCCUUCCCCUUUUGUGGUGAAGCUAGUGGUGAGAGAGGACGAAUCAGAGGGUCGGGAAUGCGCAACCACCGUUCACGGUGCCAAGCCUAACAAUGUUCCGUCGGGGAUUGGAUUUUCGCGCUCCGUUUUUCACUAUGACGGUGGUUCAAAAGGAGGGGAUGAUAGCGGGAACAUCUCUGCCUUGCUGAGUGGAGUUCCACGGGAUGUUAACGGGAAACUGUUACAAGUAACUCCAGGACUGACCUUUAGUAGCAAGACAAUCAAUGGCAAUUUGAGUUCAAAAGUUAAACCUGCUGCCAUGAAGGGUUCAACACUAAUGAAACCUACUGCUAGUCAGUUGGCUAAGCAAAAUCGGCCCCAUCAAAUUGUUAGCUCAAGGUUUCAGAAAGUACAAGAUGGCAACAAAAAAAUGAAUUUGUCUACGUCUUUUGGCAUAGAGUGUCAAGCUGCCAAACGACAGAAAUUAGAAGGUGGCAGCUUGCACAAGGUUGGUGAUGUGAAGCAGCAAGUUAAUUUUGUCCACAAGGCACCUAAGAAGGUUGCAAGUGUUGAUCAAAAUUGUGGACAUUCCAAGCUGAAGAUUACAAUUCCUAGAGAGCCUGACUUAGAAACAGCUCACAGAGCACAAAGGAUUAGACCUAAAAAUGCUGCAGAGGCAGAAGUUGUGACAGUGGCAGCCCCCAGAUUCAAAGCCCGGCCAUUAAACAGAAAAAUUCUAAAUGCUCCUUCGUUACCAUUUUCCAAGAGGAGCACACCCCGAUUGCCUGAAUUUCAAGAAUUUCAUCUCAAGACACAGGAGAGGGCCAUGCAGCAUACAUCCGCGUCUUCAUCAUCUUCACUUCAUUGCAAUGAUUCAAAUAAGGAUUUGGACAAACCUACCACUGUUUCUGCUCAAGAAAAUAGAAUCGGGGAUUUGAGAAGGCCAUCUGGCAUGGGUGUUCCAAAGCAUGAUGGGUUGGAUUUUGCAUAUUGUUUUAAAGCUCGGCCUCUUAAUAAGAAGAUUCUUUCAAGUAAAGGAGAUAUUGGUGUUUUCCGGAACAGAAAGCAGGAAACCACUGUGCCAAUGGAAUUUAACUUCCAUACGGAAAAGAGGAUUCAGCAUAACCCACCAAUUGAACUCUUUAGCAAGAUGUCCCUAACAUCAGAAGUCCAGUCAAAUAAUGGAUCUCACUUGAAGCUGCCUCGGCAUUCUAAAGUGUUUAGAGAGGAUUCAAAAGAAAAUAUAGGGAGUUCUUUUCAUGGGAAUGCAAAGGAAACGCCUUUCAUAUUUGGAGGAAAGCAAAUUCACAGUAGGAGAGAAGGCUGCGACCCUGAAGCCGGUACUCUGUUAACUGCGAGGAGCUGAAAUGGUGCAGGAGCUUGGGUAUUCGAUGACGGCAAUAUAAGCAUUGGUCAAUGUGCAAGAUAGCUGGGAAAAUAUGUCUACGGAGUUGAACUUCAAUUAUGACAUAGCUGAAUCUAACAGGAACCUGACAACUUCCCUCAGAUUUUUUCAAGUACACAGAAUCUUAGAAAAUUACUGUUAGGACAGAAGUUAGCAUACUAAAUUCUGCAUCACUUGUAUCUUGUAAAACUUCCCCUAGAUUACAAUCCGUUAAUAAAAUCGUUAACAGGUAUUACUACAGAGCUGAAU
This is a messenger RNA of Vigna angularis (adzuki bean), 1991 nucleotides long. Its product is annotated as protein TPX2. The transcript has 18 exons. NCBI's taxonomy places the organism in Eukaryota, Viridiplantae, Streptophyta, Magnoliopsida, Fabales, Fabaceae. Bases 177 to 1703 code for a protein of 508 amino acids. Gene Ontology annotation, molecular function: microtubule binding; protein kinase activator activity. Gene Ontology annotation, cellular component: nuclear microtubule; mitotic spindle. The record is from RefSeq and is a predicted model, not a curated record. Gene Ontology annotation, biological process: mitotic spindle assembly; activation of protein kinase activity; regulation of mitotic spindle organization.